This is a messenger RNA of Cherax quadricarinatus, 528 nucleotides long. The record is from RefSeq and is a predicted model, not a curated record. NCBI's taxonomy places the organism in Eukaryota, Metazoa, Arthropoda, Malacostraca, Decapoda, Parastacidae.
AUGACGGUUUUGAGUAUUAAAGCUGAUUUAAGCAAAGAUGCAGAUUGUGAGCAUGUUGUUUCUGCUACUGUAUCACAUUUUGGUCACCUCGACAUCUUGGUAAAUAGUGCUGGAAGCCUUAUUGUAGGUGGAAUUGAGACUAUUAGUAUGGAGGACUAUGAUCGUCAGAUGAACAUUAAUACCCGAUCAGUGUUCCUUAUGAUGAAGUUGGCCUUGCCUCAUAUACUGGAAACCAAAGGAAAUAUUGUUAAUAUAUCUUCAGUAACAGGAUUAAGAGCUUUUUCAGGUGUUGUAGCAUAUAACAUGAGUAAAGCUGCAGUUGAUCACUUAACCCGGACUGUGGCAUUGGAGGUAGCAAGUCGUGGUGUACGAGUUAAUGCUGUAAAUCCUGGAGUUAUAGUUACUGAAGUUCACAAGAAUGCGGGUAUGAAUGAUGAAGAUUAUGAAAAGGUAAUUUUGUUAGAUGUUUUUUUUAAAAAAGUAUUUAGAAUUUUAGGUAAAAUAGUGCUUUAGAGCAUUUGUGCAGUG